Cucurbita maxima (winter squash) is the source of this 1208-nucleotide messenger RNA. RefSeq names its product probable E3 ubiquitin-protein ligase RHB1A. The record is from RefSeq and is a predicted model, not a curated record. NCBI's taxonomy places the organism in Eukaryota, Viridiplantae, Streptophyta, Magnoliopsida, Cucurbitales, Cucurbitaceae. The coding region runs from base 310 to 882 and encodes 190 amino acids. Gene Ontology annotation, molecular function: ubiquitin-protein transferase activity. The transcript has 5 exons.
CUUUUUCUUUUUCUUUUUCUUUUUGUCCAUUUCGUUAUGAUUUUUUCUCAACGUAAUAUCGAUUGUCGCGUCUGUUCGUAUCGAUUUUAGAGACACAAGCGGUAUUCAAAAACUUUUGAUUAAAUUCAGCACAAUAAUUAGUAAUCGAGCGAGCUGUAUGGCAAAUCGGCGUCCUCAAUCAGCUCUUGAAAGCGACUCGCGUGGAUUGAAGUUGCAGCCCAAGAUUGCACUGCUCAGUACAGGCGCCAAUUUCUUCCUCAGACGAUUCUCUUAAUCGCUGCUGGGUUGGAUCAGAGAAGUCAUUAAAGAAUGGGAGGCUGCUGCUGUUCGACCCGAAAAUCUCACUCGGAUGGAACUCCAGCAUACUACUAUUGCCCGCUGUCUAUGGAGGAGCGUGAGUCAUCCGAAAUUCAUGGUGGCUCAGCGUCCAUGCUCCUCGGUGCAGGACAUGAUUUGAACCUGGAUUUGUCGAUACCGAACACUUACCGAGCCCCUCCAACACCGCUCCCGUAUGAUGCAGCUUUGAAAUGUCCACAACCGAAAGAUCUCAACUCUUUUAAAGAAACAAAAUGUGGAUGCAGUUUUAAAACUUCAUCAGCAUUGAAAAUUGUUGGGGAACUGGAUUGUAAGUUCCAAGACAGCCCUUUGCUCGGAGGCCCUCCACGGAAACUCGAUCAUUCCAAGUCGAAAGGCAAUACUCCUACUCCGGUCACCGAAGAAGAGGAUGUCUGUCCCAUUUGUCUUGAAGAGUAUGGUUCUGAACAUCCAGAAAUUAUCACAAAAUGCAAGCAUCACUUUCACCUCGCUUGCCUUCUCGAGUGGACCGAAAGAAGCAAUGCCUGUCCUAUCUGCGACAAGGAGACGAUAUUUGAGCUACCUUGAGUCUGCAGAAAUGAGAAACUUCACUAGUCCUUAAAAUUCAAGCUUGAGCUCAGUUCAUCACUGCGUUCAAUUACAGGUCCAUUUUCAAAACCAUGGCUGUAUAGAUAAGUUGAUUGCUUCAUAGCUGCAAAUUCGAGAUAUAAAUUGUCGUAGGCAGUCGAUUCGAUACAUCGGCCGAGGAAGAAAUAAUGGUCUGGUUCCUCAUGUUGUUGGAUGUUCAUGCAUAUUCAUUCUUUUUUUCAAUAUUUGAUCAUCAAUUCUGAUGGAACUCUUGUAAGAUUCAUACAUGUCUUUCUCAUUUAUCUCUAGCUUUAUGAUCUCUCCAA